CCAGAAAUGAAUGUAGACGAGAAACUGGAAAUGGAGACUGUUCAAGGAAGAGCCCCUGAGGAACCAGACAUGAAACUGAACAGUCAAGAAAGAACAAAUGAAGGUGACACUAAUGAAAAUCUAUUACAGGUUCUAUCCAGAAAUGAGGCUUUUCUGGUCCCAGAGAUCUUGGACACAGCCCAGGCCAAAGAGAAGAUUGUUGUCCCCAUGGUUAGCAACAUACUCCAUGUGUCCACAGGGGAGCUUGAGGUCCUACAGCAAGGCAGUGACCCCUCCAAGUUCUCAGAAAACACCAUCCAUCGCAAACUUGGAGACAGCCCCAAGUCCUCAGCAAAAACUAUUCAGUUGAAACAGGGUAACAUCUCCAAGACCACAGCAAAAACUACCAAUCCCAAACAGGCGAACAUUUCUAAAACCACAGGCCACCCCAUACAGACCAAGCACAGCAACAUUCCCAAGUCUUUGGCAAAAAACGCCCAUCCUAAACAGGAAAACAUCUACAAGUCUCCAGCAAACACCAUCCAUCACAAGGAGGCCAGUAUGCCCAAGUCUUCAGAGGAUACUGUCCAGGCAAAGGAGAAUGAUACCUCUGAAUUCUCAGAGGACACCAACCAGUACAAGGUGGGUAAUACCCGCAAGCCCUCUAAAGACACCAAACGGUCCAAGAAAGGUGACACCCACAGGUCCUCAAAAGACACCACCAAGUCCCAGGAGGAAGAAAUCACCAAGCCUCAGGAAGGAGAAAUCACCAAAUCCCCAGAAGACACCACCCAGUCCCAGGAGGGCAAUGUUAUCAAGUCUUCAGAAGCUACCAUUCAACCUAUGGAGGGCAACCUCCCUAAGUCCUCAAAGGAAAUCAUUCAGCCCAAGAAAAGCAACACCUCACAGCCUGAAGAAAAAACAGAGUCCCUGGAGCUAGACAUGGUGAAAGUGAUCACGGGCAAGGAGGACUUUGAGAAGAUGCUUAAGGAGGCUGGGGAGCGGCUGGUAGCUGUGGACUUCUCAGCCACUUGGUGUAGCCCUUGCAGAAUCAUCAAGCCAAUCUUCCAUUCCCUGUCUCUGAAGCAUGAGGAUGUAGUAUUCCUGGAAGUGGAUGCCGACACCUGUGAAGAGCUGGUACAAGACUGUAAUGUCUUUUGUCUCCCAACUUUUCAGUUUUAUAAAAAAGAAGAAAAGGUGGGUGAAUUUUCUGGUGCCGUUGUGGAAAAACUUGUAUCAAGCAUUGAAGAAUUAAAGUAA
Messenger RNA from Nannospalax galili (Upper Galilee mountains blind mole rat), 1239 nucleotides. It is a transcript of the gene Txndc2, whose product is annotated as thioredoxin domain containing 2. The record is from RefSeq and is a predicted model, not a curated record. The transcript is spliced from 2 exons. Bases 7 to 1239 code for a protein of 410 amino acids. NCBI's taxonomy places the organism in Eukaryota, Metazoa, Chordata, Mammalia, Rodentia, Spalacidae.